This is a messenger RNA of Oryzias melastigma (Indian medaka), 725 nucleotides long. Its product is annotated as low affinity vacuolar monovalent cation/H(+) antiporter. Lineage: Eukaryota; Metazoa; Chordata; Actinopteri; Beloniformes; Adrianichthyidae. Gene Ontology annotation, molecular function: calcium:proton antiporter activity. Gene Ontology annotation, cellular component: membrane; endomembrane system. Gene Ontology annotation, biological process: intracellular calcium ion homeostasis; calcium ion transmembrane transport. The record is from RefSeq and is a predicted model, not a curated record.
GAUGUCUGUCAUCAGUAAGUCAUCCUGUUGUGCACUGGUCCCGCUGGAAGGCUCUUGCGGUGUUGAUUGUUGCCACGGCGCUCAUGGCUUGCUGUGCUGACCUUUGCACUGAGAACAUCGAGCCUAUCCUGACUCACUCCUCCAUCUCUCAGUACUUUAUUGGGGUCACCGUGUUGGCCAUGGUCCCAGAGCUGCCCGAGAUUGUAAAUGGGAUCCAGUUUGCGCUGCAGAAUAAUAUUAGUCUGAGCCUUGAAGUGGGCAGUUGCAUCGCUGUUCAGGUCACAAUGAUCCAGAUUCCUCUGCUCAUUCUCUUCAACGCCUUUUAUGAUGUUGGAUUCAUUCUUGUGUUCAGUGAUAUUCAUCUGUGGGCCAGCAUCUUUAGUGUCAUCUUGGUGAACUACAUCUUCAUGGAUGGGAAAUGUGACUACUUUCAGGGCACUGCCCUGGUGGUGGUUUACCUGAUCCUUUUGGCUCUUUACUUCUUUGCUCCUUCUCCACGCUCAUGUUAAUCUGGGAUCCCUGAUAUUUUUCCCUCAAAAAUAUUGAAUUAACUAUUUUCUUCUGAUUCCAUCUCAAAAUAUGGGAAUUCCAGCAAUUUUUGUCAAUGUUUAGUGAUUUAAUGUGUUUGCAGGUCUCUGUAUAUGUUUGAGAUUAUGUUGUUAAAGGACUUAUUGUAAGGUUACUUCAAAAUUAUAGUUAUUACUCCUAAUAAAUGAAUAAAUUCA